Molecule: messenger RNA, 3274 nt
Organism: Podarcis muralis (Common wall lizard)
Lineage: Eukaryota; Metazoa; Chordata; Lepidosauria; Squamata; Lacertidae
Gene: NKAIN1
Product: sodium/potassium transporting ATPase interacting 1
Biological process (GO): regulation of sodium ion transport
Source: RefSeq, a predicted model, not a curated record
GAGAGCCACGUGGUUGUGGGGGUGCGGGGGGUGGGGUGCGGGUGGUUUGUAUUAUUCCUGCCGCUUUCGAUUGUCUUUUCCCGACGGCGCGGAUUCUCCCUUCUUUUUCCUGUUUCCUCUUUUUUUUAAAACGCCGCUUUUCAGUGUUACUGUUUCGCAAGGGGGAAUCGUGGGUGUGUCUUGAGGCGAGGAGGGCAAACAAUGGCGAGGAGGGCUCGUUGAGAGCGCGCCGGGAGAGGAUCUCCUCGCUCCUGCACUCCCACCCCCCACCCCAUGCAAAAUUGGGCAAAGCCCGGACGGCUCGUGUUGCCCACCCCGAGCCGCCCCCUUCUCUACACCCCGCUCCCCUCUCGGGAGAUGGAGGGCGAGCUCUGAUCCAAGAGGGAGCAAAGGCGCGCACGCCUAGCCGCGCGCAUUACAAUGGAGCGAGGGGCGUCCAGCUUCCAGCAGCCUCGGAAGUGCUGCGCUGGGCGAAGAUAAAACGCCCCUGUGGAUCUUCUUAUCUUUUUUUGGGGGGGGGCUGCUAUUUUGGAAACUCGAAGGCUCGCCCCAGACAAAAGGCGUCGGCGUCGGGCAGGCUCGCCAAGGCGCAGGGAAGGACAAGGCUCGGCCGUUUUGGUUUUGAAGCGCAAUGGCCGAGGAUGGCUGCCGGCUGCUGCUUUCGGGCGCCCUCUGAGUGAGGUUGUCACUGGCAACGGGAGGCCGAGGGCUGCUGCUGCUGCUGCUGCUGCCGCCGCUUCUGCUGCAACCGGAGGAGGGCGGCUUCCGCGCCAGCGCGGCCAUGGGCAAAUGCAACGGGCGCUGCACGCUGGUGGGCUUCUGCUGCCUGCAACUGAUCGCAGCCCUGGAGAGGCAAAUAUUCGACUUUCUGGGUUAUCAGUGGGUGCCCAUCCUGGCUAAUUUUUUACACAUCAUGGCUGUCAUCCUGGGCGUCUUUGGCACCAUUCAGUACAGAUCCAAAUACCUCAUACUGUAUGCAGUGUGGCUCGUGCUUUGGGUUGGAUGGAAUGCAUUCAUCAUCUGCUUUUACCUGGAAGUAGGACACCUUUCACAGGACCGAGACUUCAUCAUGACCUUUAACACAUCGCUGCAUCGCUCAUGGUGGAUGGAGAACGGGCCUGGUUGCCUGGUGACCCCGGUGAUGAACUCCAAUCUGGCCCUCGAAGACCAUCACGUCAUCACAGUCACUGGGUGCUUGCUUGAUUAUCAGUAUAUUGAGGUGGUGAGCAGUGCAAUGCAGAUAUUCCUUGCGCUCUUCGGAUUUGUUUACGCCUGCUACGUCAGCAAAGUGUUUAUGGAGGAAGAAGACAGCUUUGAUUUCAUUGGGGGAUUUGAUUCAUAUGGCUACCAGGCACCCCAAAAGAUGUCACACUUGCAGCUACAGCCUUUGUAUACCUCUGGAUAACUGUUUCCUUAACUACAGUGAGCUGGCCCCUGGGGACGUUUGCAAAAAACGCAAGGCAAGCAGGGUGCCGAAUAUGAUAAAAUGAUUCCAAAGCCAAAUGGCAGUCACCUCCUCUGGAGAUCUGGUGUGGCCUGAAAUCCCGCCCAGAGACAACACAGUGACCCUUCCUGGGUUCAUUUCCUCCCCUCCUUUCUCUUUAACUCCUUCAUUUGAGUGGCCACAGAGAGUUUUCAUGCACCUGGAAGAUGAUUCUGGCACAAGUUCUCUCUGCUCAAGACUGAGGAACCAAAAAGAAGCUCGACGCUCCACCUGCUGGCCAGUGUUUGUAGUGGUGCUGGUAACUCCAGCGAAUUUUUUAAAAAGGAAAAUCAAGCAAGGGCAAUAUUAUGUUCCAGAGAGGGCAAGGAAAAGCCCUAUUUUUAAGGAAGACCUUUUUCGGGUUUUGAAGUGUUGCUCUUUAUUUCUUUUUUUUUUUAAUUGUUCCGGAUCACUUCCUGUUGUCCCAUUUGCUUCUGAGCAAAUGGCUUUGCAAUGUGGCACAGGCUGCGAGAGAAUCCAUACAUUGCAAUAAAGAGUGAGAUAGAUAUAUAUCUGACAUCUGGAAAGGGGAGGCUUCAUUAGGUCUGAAAUCUGUUCUUCCCACUCCCAGCCCCCGUACACCCAAGGCUUCCCAAUCCUGUUCACUAUUUAAAUGAGCAUCAGUUAAAAAUCCAACUCCUGAUAAAUGCAGGAGAAGAAAAAAUAGUUCUUUGAUCAUGGAGACAGAAUUGAAUAUAUGCGUACUGUAGCAAAUGUGUGGGUUUAUUUCUGAGCUGGUAUUGCAUCCCAAUGCUUCCAAGUUUAUAUGUGAGAAUCCAGUGGGAGCUAUUCCAUUAGGCCAAAAGGGGAGGUGCCUCACCAACCUCAGCCUGCCCUCAGCCAGCCUCUCCUUCGUCUCAGUAUUGUCCCUUGUAGAACUCAGCAAGGAGGACGGGAGCCAAACCUAGAAUUAGUUGCCUGUGGCUGUCUUUGGCUCUGGCUCUGGCUGCUGUGGCUGGCUCUGCCCACCAUUAGUCCCCUUGUCCUAACAGUCCCAAUGGGUACCAGCCACCACUGGGAGACAUAGUGUUUCCAAGAGGGUCCUGAGAACCAUUUCCGGGAACACGAUAAAUGCCUUCCAAAGGGCCAGAAUCUCAUCAGCUGGUUUCUCUUUCUUAUUUUCUUUCUGUAAAUUGGUGGUGCAGAACCCUCUUUCCUCCAAGUGCCCUACUUUCUCAACAUCUCAGUGCUGGACGCUGCAGGGUCAAGAAUUUUUGCAGCCUUCUCUAACCUGGUGCUCUCUAGAUGCUGCUGGCCUACAACUCCCAUCAUCUGGGACCACUGGUGGAAAUGGAGAUCUAACAACAUCUGGAGAGCAUGGUAGGGUGAGGAAGGCUGCCGUAAGUUUUCAUAGCCUCUAUCUAUCUAUCUGCCCAAACACACAAAAGCUUGUUCAGAAUUGGUCGCAGUUGCCUCAUUCUGACACCAGGCAGUUCCCAGUAGUGGCUGGUGGCACUCACCUCCCAUCACCAGCAUCACUGUAGCUUACCAGGCAUAGGCCACGGUAAGGGUGGUGCAGUGCAAAUGCACCAGUAAAGAACACCAGAUUGACUCUAGUAGUGUGUUUGCACCACACAGGCAUUGCCACAGCCGUGCCCUUCUUUUUCCCGCUAAGCUGAAGGUCAGGUAAGCACCACUCCCACCAUGUGCUGACCACCAUUGCCAGUCCUUGUCACUCCAAACUAAAGUCAUCGCUACCAAGCCAUGUUCAUAAUGCCAUUAUAUUCCCAGGUGUGGGCUUCCAAGGAAAAAGUUCUCAUUUAGCUCUUCAACAUUAAAGUUGUGGUUUUA